UCCAUUUUGGAGCGACUCCAAAUCAACUGAAAAGUCCAGAUGGCGUCUAGAAAAACCGUCCUGAUCACCGGUUGCAGCGAUGACGGCAUUGGCUCUGGUCUUGCUUUGACCUUUCAGCAGCGAGACUACCAUGUCUUUGCAACGGCUCGCAAUAUCCAGAAGAUGAGCAAGCUCCACGGCCUUCCUAACGUUACCCUGCUCACUCUGGAUGUCUGCAACAAGGACCAUAUCACUGCAGCAGUGGAAGCUGUUACCAAACAUACUGGCGGCAAGCUUGACUACCUGGUCAACAAUGCCGGACGCAAUCACUUCAUGCCGAUCCUCGAUGAGGAUAUCGAGGUUACCAAGAAGCUCUACGAAACUAACGUCUGGGGGCCGGUCGCCUUGACCCAGGCUUUUGCCCCAUUACUGAUCGCAGCUCGCGGCACAAUCGCCUUUAUUACAUCAAUAGCGGGCUACCUCAAUGUUCCCUACAUGGGCACGUACGCCGGCUCCAAACGCUCCAUCGAACUCAUCGCUGAAACCCUCCGUCUCGAACUGGCGCCUUUCCACGUUCGCGUCCUAUCGGUCGUCACCGGCGCGGUCAAGACAAUGGGACAGACGUACUUCGGUGACUUUAAGCUCCCUGAGGAUUCGCUUUACAAACCUAUCGAACAGACAAUCGCUAGCCGUGCGCAAGGAGGCGAUGGAAACGCUCGCGAGGACCUGAUGACGUAUAGCAAGAAGGUCGUUACUGAGAUCACAAAUGGCAGCUCAUCAAAGUUCUGGUGUGGGAGCGGUGCCGGCAUGUUACGGUUCAGUACUUCUUUUCUCCCGGGGUCUUUCCUGGAUAACGCUGUGUCGCGGAAUACCGAUCUUGAUGUUCUGGCUGCCAACUUGAACAAAAAGCACUCCUAGCGUUGAUGGUCAAAGAAAAAUGCUGCUAGAUCUGCUCUAUUCAUCAGGCAAACCCUAUUCGCCUCGCAGACUCGUUGUUGUACGCAGUUUGUCUCUUUAGAAGUAUUGAAGUUGUGGGAUGAACCCACAGAUAUUCUCCAUUCCUUGUGCCUAGCAGCAGUCGGGACCAUAGGUGGCUGGUUGUCAAUUACUUAGCAGACAUUCCCGUCGACUCUCGUCAGCAUCACAAUAACUCCGUAAUUCCAGAUUAUCUACACGCAGU
Molecule: messenger RNA, 1159 nt
Organism: Aspergillus nidulans FGSC A4
Lineage: Eukaryota; Fungi; Ascomycota; Eurotiomycetes; Eurotiales; Aspergillaceae
Product: SDR family oxidoreductase
Exons: 3
Coding region: 40-897 (285 amino acids)
Source: RefSeq, a predicted model, not a curated record